AGGGUUAGGGUUCUUCGCGACAACGAUGGCGUUUAGCGGGAGCGCUAGCAAUUCCAGGCAGAGGCAGAGCUCCAAUCGGCUGCCACAGCGGGAGGAACACGUCCAGCUCCGGAUCGAUCCCGUCCACGGCGAUCUCGACGAUCACGUCCAGGAUCUCCACCAGCGAGUGGUCCUCUUGAAGAAUGUUGCGAAGGAAAUCGAGCAGGAAACGAAGUACCAAAAUGACCUUCUCAAUCAGCUGGAAGAAACGAUGGCCAAGGCUGGUGCUGGGCUCAAGAACAGCAUGAACAGACUAUCCAGAGCGAUGGCACAACAUAGCUCCAACCACGUCCUCCACGUCGUCAUGUUUGCUCUGGUUUGCUUCUUCUUUGUAUACCUCUGGUCUCGAUUUUCCAGAUAGUAACAACUGAUCUUCUUCUUUGCAAUCGAUCGAUCACAUCUUGCUUUGAGGUUAUAAAUCCAAAGACUUAUAGCUGCUCUA
Messenger RNA from Selaginella moellendorffii, 481 nucleotides. RefSeq names its product bet1-like protein At4g14600. NCBI's taxonomy places the organism in Eukaryota, Viridiplantae, Streptophyta, Lycopodiopsida, Selaginellales, Selaginellaceae. The coding region runs from base 26 to 400 and encodes 124 amino acids. The record is from RefSeq and is a predicted model, not a curated record. The transcript is spliced from 5 exons.